Zalophus californianus (California sea lion) is the source of this 1126-nucleotide messenger RNA. RefSeq lists its product as uncharacterized. Lineage: Eukaryota; Metazoa; Chordata; Mammalia; Carnivora; Otariidae. The record is from RefSeq and is a predicted model, not a curated record. Bases 1 to 909 code for a protein of 302 amino acids. The transcript has a single exon.
AUGAACACUGGGCUCCUUUUGUCCUUGGCGGUGCACCGGCCCGCGCGGCUGCCUGCGAAGGUAGAGGCGGCGCGUCAAGACUGCAGCGCCCGCCCGCCGGGGUCACGUGACGCCUCCGGGAGGCGCAGCGCGGCUGAUUCAUCCCCGGCCAGGCGAGUGGAAAAGUACCAGCUGAGCGCGAGGGGCGGGGGCGCGCCGAGGGGCGGAAAAGUACAGACAGCGGAGCCGCGGAGAACAAAGAUGGUCCCACCGCGGCUAUGCGCCCGCAGAGGCCCGCGCCCUCCGGACCCCCAGGCCCCUCUCCAGAGAAUUUUAGUAUUGCACCCUCUCCAUUAUCUCAAGUUUGCGGGGAGGGGUGCACCGGGGCUCUGUUUCGGCUUUCCUCCAGCCUCUCUGGUCGUGCACAGGCAUGCAGGGCACACAUCCCACCCAGUUUCUAGCAUUUACAACGGCAAUGCGCGUAAUCCGUCUUUUCAUGCCCGGAGUCCCCACAUGCGGAAAUGCCUCUGCGGCAGAGAGGACUCAAAGGGGGCAGAAAGGGCUGACAUGGGGCCUCUCCCAAGAAGGGGAGAACGCCCGUUCCUCGGCGACCAGAGGCGCCGAGGGUUUGUUUACACGCGCACGCCCGUACCCUCGAGCACACUCGUCUACAGGCAUUUGGCUCGCGAGCGCUUCGCCCGGCCGGCCACUCCUAUGCCCGGAAAAGAAACUGAUGCAAUAUCGAUCUCCGAUUAUCAAAUGUUCCUGGCCCGUCUUCCCCAACCGUGGCCUCUGUAUACCAGAAGCCCGAAACCUCCUCCGCUGCCCCCAUAUUGCAGGGCCCCUCGAUCUAAUAUUUUAAUUAAUGCAAACCAGUCACAAGACUUGCCGCAGCGGAGCCGCGGGCCGGGCUGGUUCCCCUCCCCCUAACGGAAAGAUGCGGCUCCGCUCCCGGCGGGUACGCGGCCCCCGCGCCGCGCCCCUACCCCGCCCGAGGAGAGCGGCGACCCCCGUACGGGCCGGAACCGAAGGCGGGUCCAGCCGACCGGACACGCCAGGGCCGGGAGGAAACAACCUCCGCAGCUGCCUUCCCGCCGCGGCCCCUCCCGGACGCCCCUCCCCCACUCCCGCCCGGGGCCCCGCGCCC